Messenger RNA from Amyelois transitella, 2308 nucleotides. It is a transcript of the gene cactin, whose product is annotated as splicing factor Cactin. NCBI's taxonomy places the organism in Eukaryota, Metazoa, Arthropoda, Insecta, Lepidoptera, Pyralidae. Gene Ontology annotation, biological process: mRNA cis splicing, via spliceosome. The transcript has 12 exons. The record is from RefSeq and is a predicted model, not a curated record. The coding region runs from base 201 to 2267 and encodes 688 amino acids. Gene Ontology annotation, molecular function: protein binding. Gene Ontology annotation, cellular component: spliceosomal complex; cytoplasm.
AGGCUGGCCAAAUAUUGUUGGUCUUGGUGGAUUGUUGGUUAUUUUGUUUGUGUGAAUCACAUACCUAUUUUGCUUUUAGAUUUGUGUAUAGUAUUUCUAUUUAGUAUGUGAAUUUGUGCAAGAUUUGUGUGUGAAUGAAUUAUAGUUGUUUAGUAUAAUUUAUUUACUCAUGUAAAAACACAAUCUACGUCUCGUAAAACAUGUCGUCACGUUCAGAAAUAAGCAAACGUCGUGAUCGUUCCAAGAGUCGCAGUUUAGACCGUUAUCGAGACCGCAAGGGUCGGAGCAAAGACAGGAAAUCUCGGUCACACUCGCCAGAGAGGUCAAAACACAGAUCUAUGAGUAGAGAGAAGAAAAAAGAUAAACAUGAGAAACACAAGAAGAGUAAAAAGAAGAAGAAGAGACACUCUUCUAGUAGUAGUAGUAGCAGUGAGGACAGUGAUGAGGAGGAAUUGAAGUUGCUGCAGCGACUGGAGGCUGAGCGGCUGAGGCUGAAAGAAGAGAGAAGAAAGGAAAAAGAGGCACAAAAAGCCAAUGAAACUCCAGAAGAGAAGAGGGCUCGCCGUCUUAAAGAGAAACAGGAGAAAGAGCGUCGGAGACGAGAGCGCAUGGGCUGGGACAAUGAGUACCAGUGCUACACCAACCAGGACAAUCCAUUCGGGGACUCCGCCCUCACCAACACGUUUGUGUGGACUAAGAAACUGGCUAAAGAAGGUGUGAAGUCAGUGUCGAGGGAUGAGUUGGAAGCAUUGAAUAGACAAAAACAGUUGGAGAACAAAAUUGAACUGGAGAAGGUGAAGCAGCGGCGGCUGGAGCGCGAGGCGGAGCGCGCGGCGCGCGAGGCGGAGGCGGCGGCGGCGGCGCGCGCGCGCGAGGCGCAGCAGUUCAGCAGCUGGGCGCGCCAGGAGGACGCCUUCCACCUGCAGCAGGCGCGCCUGCGCUCGCAGAUCCGCAUCCGCGACGGCCGCGCCAAACCAAUAGAUCUCCUAGCGUGGUACGUGAGCUCGGAGGAGUGUGUGGACGCGCUGGAGAUGCACGAGCCCUACACCUACCUGAAUGGGCUGCAGGCACAGGAUCUUGAGGAUCUGCUGGAAGACAUCAAGGUGUACAAGGAGCUGGAGAAGGCGGGCAACCAGCCGUACUGGGAGGACGUGCAGACCAUCGUGCUGGACGAGCUGGGCAAGCUGCGGCGCGAGGCGGCGCCGCUGCGCGCGCGCGACGGCGUGCACCGCGCCGUGGCCGCCGACGUCACGCAGAUCUUCAAAGGCAAGACGGGCGAGCAACUAGAAGCAUUACAAACACAAAUCGAGCAGAAGAUCAGCGGCAGGCGAGACGGCGUGGAUAUCGGCUACUGGGAGAGUUUGCUCAGCCAACUUAAAGCGCACAUGUCGCGGGCGCGGCUGCGCGCGCGCCACCAGCACAACCUGCGCCGCAAGCUGCGCCUGCUCAAGCUGCAGCAGGGCGUGGCGCCGCCCGCCCAGCCAGCCCACCAACACGAGCCGGAGCCGUCCACAUCUCAGCCGGCGGCCGCCGCAGAGGGCUCGGGCUCCGGCGGCUCGGACGAGGAGUCGGCCGCGACGUGCGAGGCGCUGUACGAAGCGGGGCGCUACUCGCCGCCGCUGCUGGCCGCCGCCGGCCUGGAGCCCGGCACGCUGCUGGCCUCGCCCGGGGACGACGAGCGGCGCGUGGCCUUGUUCAGGGCCGCCCUGCACGCCGCCAACGCCAGCAAGCAGCACGCCGACUUCCUGGCCGCUAAUCCGUCACCGGAGCCCGCCGCCGCGCCGGCGAGCAGCGCCGCCCUGGAGUCGCUGGCGCGCCGCAGCAUCCCCCAGGCCGCGGAGCACGCGCCCUUCGGCGCCGAGCUGGCGCUGCCCGACCAGCCCUGCCUGUGGGCCGACAAGUACCGCCCCAGGAAGCCCAGAUACUUCAACAGGGUGCACACUGGCUUCGAGUGGAACAAAUACAACCAGACUCACUAUGACAUGGACAACCCUCCGCCCAAGAUCGUGCAGGGGUACAAGUUCAACAUCUUCUAUCCCGACUUGAUUGACAAGAACGCUACCCCAGAGUUCUCCCUGAAACCCUGCCCCGAGAACCCUGACUUCGCCGUGCUGCGCUUCCACGCGGGCCCGCCGUACGAGGACAUCGCAUUCAAGAUCGUGAACCGAGAGUGGGAGUACUCGUACAAGCGCGGCUUCCGCUGCCACUUCCACAACAACAUCUUCCAGCUGUGGUUCCACUUCAAGCGGUACCGGUACCGACGGUAGACGGUACUUAAGAUCGGGGUUCAAUAAAUGUGUUGAUAUUA